Lepisosteus oculatus (spotted gar) is the source of this 2481-nucleotide messenger RNA. RefSeq names its product ankyrin repeat and death domain containing 1A (gene ankdd1a). Gene Ontology annotation, molecular function: protein binding. The record is from RefSeq and is a predicted model, not a curated record. NCBI's taxonomy places the organism in Eukaryota, Metazoa, Chordata, Actinopteri, Semionotiformes, Lepisosteidae. Gene Ontology annotation, biological process: signal transduction.
CGGAGAGUGAUGAGAGAUGCCGCCGGUGGGCUGGUCCGCUCGACACCCGGAUGUAGACGGCCGCUGUCUCCGCCGGGCUCGAGCGCUUUAGCCGGGAUUCGCGUCUUUCCAUUCGGCAGCAUCAAUUUGCAGUAAUGAGGUUGUCUUUGCAGAAGGGAACAAUGCCAUCGUCUUAAAGUCAACGUUUCACAAUUGGGUGGAAGCAUGGAGGACGAUUUGGUUUCGGAAGAUGACAUUUUGCUGCGCUCGGAGAAGGAAUUCCAUGAUGCAGCGAAAAGGAACGACACGGAUAGGAUGCAGGAGCUGAUAAGAAGAGGGGUGGACGUCAAAGCCAAAAACAACAUAGACAGGAAGGCCCUGCACUGGGCGGCAGGAGCAGGACAUGAGCAAGCCCUGCGUCUGCUGCUGCAGCAUGAUGCAGCAGUGGAUGAUGAAGACUGUUUUGGUAUGAACGCUCUGCUGCUGGCCUCCUGGUUUGGUCACCUAAAGAUCCUUCAGAUUCUUGUGAAUGCAGGAGCGAAGAUCAACUGUGAAAACAAAAACGGAUUGAACCUCCUGCACUGUGCUGCUCAGAGGGGCCACAUAAAGGUGAUGGAGUUCAUCAUGGAGGAUCUAGAGGAUGUGCGUGUUGAUAAACUAGACAAGUCCGGCAGGACAGCGUUCCACCUGGCAGCAGAGCAUGGGCAGCUGGAGGUGGUGUAGUUCCUGAUUGGCUCUGGGUGUACACAUGGCCUGAAAGACAAGGAGCAAAACACAGCACUGCAUUUAGCGGCCAAGAACGGAUAUUCCAAGGUCCUGCAGAAGAUCGUGGAAACAGGAGUGGACGUGGACGAGAAGAACAUUGAAGGUCUGACAGCCCUGCAUUUUUCCGCUGAAGGAGGGCACUAUGAAUGUGUGAAACUGCUGUUGGAAUCAGGCUGUGACAUUAAUGCUCAGACAUAUAAGAACAUGAGUGCUCUCCAUUAUGUAGCACUGCAUGGUUAUGAGAAUGUAGUGCGACUGCUGCUGGAAGGGGGGAUUAAUAUGGAUGCCGUGAACAAUCAACAUGCCACCCCUCUUCACAUCGCCGUGCUCAGCAACUUCCCUGGGACAGUAAAACUGCUGAUUGAUGACAAGUGUGACCUUGACAUUGCAGACAGUAGGCAGCAGACAGCCCUGCACAUAGCUGCGGAACAUGGGCGCCAGGACAUUGCGGAGAUGAUCCUUAUAGCCGGGGUCAAUUUAAAACUGCUCGAUAAGCAAGGGAAGACAUCCCUGGACGUUGCUGCAAGAGGCAACCAUGUCAACUUGGUGGACAUGAUUAUCAAGGCUGACAGAUUUUACAAAUGGGAAAACGACAAUCUGAACAGCGACUCCAGCUCCUGGGUAGGGAAACACUUGUCCUUCAGGCAGGAUCACAGGCUGGAGACGCAGCACAUCCGCUCAGUCAUCUGGAGACUCGCAACCAAGUACCUCAAGCCCGGCGAGUGGAAGAAACUGGCACAUUACUGGAAGUUCACCGAGGCCCACAUCAGGGCCAUAGAGCAGCAGUGGACUGGCACAAAAAGCUACAAAGAGCACGGCCACCGCAUGUUGCUCAUCUGGCUCCAUGGUGUGAUCGUGGCAGGAGAGAAUCCAAUCAAAGGCUUGUACGAGGGCCUGGUGGGGAUUGCCCGGAGAGACCUGGCAGAAAGCAUCAGGAGGAAAGCUAAUGCAGACACAAACUCCCCAAAGAAAUGCAUCACCAUGUGAGACCUCAUUCUCAGUCUUUUUGCUAUUGGCAGAACCAGUACGUGAAGAGCAAGACGCUGGCUGUAGUGUUGGAAGCUCAUUUGUAUGUUUUAAUGGGUGAAACCUGAUACAUCUUCCUACCUGCCGAUGAAAGAGGCUGGCAGUGAGAUCAGAGGCCGAGAUUUUAGGGAACAGGACUUUCAUAUGGGGACCAGCAACCUACUCUCCAUGCUUCGCCAGCUCAUAAGGGCUAUUUGUGUGCCUCUUAACAGGAACUGUGAUCAUUCCCUCUAAAGCCAAAAGUAUGUUUUUUAAGAGUUCUCUCUCAGUGUUUAUUUUCUACUGCAUAGUACUCUGCUUGAUCUCUAACCUCCUGAAAAGUUCACAAAGAGAAUUCAUUUCAUUUCUUGUAUUGGUGUUCGUAGUGCCAGUAUGGGAACAUACAUUUCCAUGCUGGAUAUAGCCCGUCUGCCAUACAGUAGUUCCAGAGUCCCCAUAAACAGUGUUAAAGAACAUUUGCGCUUUGUUACAUUUGUAUAAUUUGCAUAUAUGAUUGUGUGUAUGUUUAUUUUACUUAAUUAGAAUGCCAACGCAUUCUAUUCUGCAACCAUUAAAUCUCUAAUGGAUCCAUGUUUUAUUCAGAUAAUUAUUGUACUCUGAUUUUCUGUAAAUUUUCAUGUAUAACUGGUCUACUAAACAUUUCUACACUUGAUAUCUUUGUAAAAAAAAUUAAACAGUACCCUGGAAGUUACAAAAGAAGAAUGCUUUCCU